AUGCCAAAGGUCAUAGCUUCUCUUAACAAAGGGGGAAUUCAACAAAAUUCACAAACACAUAGAUAUAAGCGUCAAGUGACACAAUUAGGCAGUAACAAUUCCAGUAAAAAGAAGAGAAGGGUUGUAAAAAAAUUGACAAGGGUACAACUGGUAUCGAAUGGUACAUUAGACGAUAGUGAUAAUCAAAAUUUAGAAGGUGAUGUUAAAAAGAUAAAUCAAGAAGCCACAACUAAGAGAAAGCUACGUAGGAUAAAAAUUAAAAAGAAGAAAUUACGACAGAAUAUUGUCGUGCAGGAUGAUCAACAUUUACAAGAAGCCACUAAGCCCAGAAAAAGAAUUGUAGUCACAAAGAAAAGACUACUAACUAGAAACAAAUAUUCUGAUAGUGUAUCAUACAGUGAAACUGAUACACCACUAUCUAGUACAAAAACAUAUCCGUAUCAGAAUAUCAAUGAACACACUAGAGGCAAUCAUGAAUAUGAGAACACUUCCGAAGAGAACGAAAUAGAUGACUAUUCAGAUGAUGAUGAUGAUGACAGUGAAGAGAAUGAAGAUGAUGAAUAUGAUGAUGAUAGAGAAGAAGAUGAAAACCAUUUAGACUACAGACCAAAAUACCUAGACGAUGAAGACUACGGAGAUGAUACAACAGAACAAAACGAGAUUGUGACGCUGAAAGAGUCCGAUUUUUUCUAUACCAAUUUUGAAGAUGAACCGAUAACCACAGCAGAUUUAAUACCUCCAACGGAGGUAUACACUGAGAACCCAACAAUAUUUACUAAUGCCUCAACAGCAACUGAAAGUGUUAAAAAUGAAUUGACUACAGAGAAAGAAGUGACAACAGAGGAAGAAAAAGGAACUACUUUGAUUAAUUCUGAGCAAGACAAAGAUGUAACGACAGAAAGACAAAAUUUACCUAUCGAAAUAACUUCUGAAACAGAUAAAGGCAGCUCUGUGUCAACAACAUCUGAUGUAUCAUCAACAGAAGCAACUUCCAAACGCAACUUAGAAGAUAUCACUGAAGAAAUCGAAGACAUUAACGACACACCAACUUUCCAAAAUAUUCCUGAAUAUGAACCCUAUUUCCCAGAACUAAUAGAAUCACUGGAUGCUCCCAUUGUCCUCUUCAAAACGACAGUUCUAUCUUCUAUCGAACUCUUGACUAAAACCGUUGUACAAAGCAGACUCAGGACCUAUACUUACGUUAUAACGACUAAAGCAGGCGACGAGCAAGUGGUUACUUCCACUACUGAAGUAAAACCUCACACAAAAACGACAGUUACUACCGAAUCGAUUACACGACUUAAAACAUUGACACUCUUAGAUAUAGACCCAACAAGUACCUUAACCAGUCCACAACAACCUAUAUCUUCUGUUCUGGAUAAAUCUCAAUCUGUCCAAGACAACCAAGUUAGAAACUACGAUGAAGCUAGGAACCUGGCCACGAGGAUUAUGUCUAACGGUGUCGAAGUAAUAGUAGCUGGAGACAAGACCAUCCCGGGGGAUAAAGACUAUAAGAGGUUACUCACGUCAGGAACGUAUAAAGGAGUUACGCUGAAACCUAGUACGUUGAGGGAGAAUAUGCUGAUGAUGUUGCCUCAGGAUUCGUCAAAUAUUGACAGUUUGACCUCUUCGUUAUAUCCCAACCAGUUCAUCACGAAGACAUGUUUGACAACUUUCACAUAUUUGACGACGUUCCUAGAGGGCAGCACAACGACAGUGUCUAGUCAUGAACAAGUGGUGUCUAAUAUAGCCACAGAAGAAAGGAAUACGGGCAAAAUACUUCCAACGCCAGCUGUUGGGGUCACACUUACGCAGAAUCCCAACUUAUCAGUGGGCGUAUUCCACACUACAUACACCUACCUCAACACCAUCCUGGACGGAGACCAACCUCUAGUAGUAUCUUCAAAGCACACCGUCACAAACACCAUCACAGCACCAGACGACUAUUUAUCCUUACUGAAAGUAUCCGGUACUCUAUCUCCUAUGAAAGACACCAAUACCUACUACAGCACUAUUGGUCUAGAAAAAACUCUAUACGAAGGAAACAAAACUUCCGUAAUGAGCACCAAAGAGGUAGUGACACAAGUUGUUAUUACAGAAAGCGUACCACCAAGAGCUACCUCAGUGAUGACGUCAUAUAUUGCUUUGGACUUCAAAGACAGUCCUGAUGCCUCGUUCGUUACAACGGAUGUUGUAAAAACUUACUUCGUCACUUAUACUUAUUUCAAUACUAUCAAUGAAAACAAUGUGCCAACAGUAUUCACUAACAUAUCUGUAUCGAGUGACGUGGUCACCGAAAAGUUAUAUAUCAUUCCAAAAACUAGCAACAAAUUUGAUUUUCAAAGUAAAGAGCAAAGGCUAGAAAAUAAUUUCCAAAUUUACACGACAAAAUCAUAUUUGACUACUUUUACCUAUUUUACAACUUUAUUACAAGAAGAAAAUCAAGAAAAUCCCACCGUUAUUAAUUCAAGAACUAGUGUAGUCGAAAAUUUGGUAUCUGAAACAGUCGAUUUAAGUCUUUUAGACAAAUCAAAUCUAAAUGAGAUCAGAAACGCAAUUGAACAAGGCUUAAAAUCGUUAGUACAAACCAUUACUCUGUAUAAUGGAGAAACUUUUGAAAUAACGGCUGUAGCUAACGAUAAAAAUAAAGCAGACGAGAGAAUAAAUCCUACAAAAGUGUUACCUAUAGAAAAAACACAGAUGCCUGAAACAUUUUCGCUUAUUAAAGACGACAAUCUUCAACCGGAAUCGUCUCCAAGUAUAAUCACAGGUUCCACCAUAGUUUUUAUAGAUGAUGAUCCAUUUGCUCAAUUAGCACCAACUCCAGUACUGAAAAAAACCACUGAAAUAAAAACAAAUGCUUCUCCUAGUACCAUCAAACCUUCUAAAGGACUAAAAAAGAGUAAAAGAUCUACAAAAAGUAAAACAAAAGUACAAACAACUUCCAUAUCACCAUCAAAAUCCAAAAAACAUAACACAGAAACAUACAAAGCCAAACCACAAACUGAAGAGAAAAACAAAGACAAGAAAAAUACUCCAGCUAAAACUGGAAAACCGAUUCAAGAAAACGACUUGCUAGGUUUGGGCUCAAUUAAUAUGGACAGUCUGCAAGCUUUUGCCCCUUUUCUCAACUCCAUGGCAGGCUUUAUAUCAACAAACUUAAAAGCUAACAGAAGAAAUGACGUCAAUGUAACUACAACCACCACAAAAGUAGAUACCAAUAAGAUUACUAAAUUCAAAACGAAUCAACCUAUCAAAGACCAAGAAACUGAAGCAGAUACAAGUAAAGAAGAUGCACAAGACGUUCAAAGUAGAUCUCCUAUAUAUAUCCCGGUGAGAGGUUUAGACGACGAAUUUGAGAUUGCUGAAAGCCAAAAUAUAGCGAGUUUUGACUGGGUAGAUCCUCCGUUAACGAACAAAAAGAUUCAAGAAUACCACGCCCACGAAAGUGCCCUGAUUAGUCAUGGAAUACCGAUAUCUCCAGGUGAUAUCAUCACCACCAACUCCGAUGUUAUUGUAGGGAAGCCAGGUAGAGUUGGUCCAAGAAUUCCGUCUAUUCCAGUGCAACAAGUAAGUCAAGAAAACGAGAUUCCUAUUGGUAUGAAGCCUCCUCCUCCAGGUGAACAUUGGAAGAAGAAUAACCAUGAAUAUAAAAGAAUUCCUGUAACGAAUAACUUCGAGAAGCCUUCUGAGUAUCGACAUGAAGAUUAUUUAGGUCCUCCUCCACCGAUAGCACCCUUUGAGUACAAUGCGCAGAACGAUAAGGUGAACGAAAUAUCAGGAAAUCCUGUUUAUGCCAAAAAUCAGAAAAACUACGAACCAGUAUACCCACAACAACAUUACAACGACCAACAGUACAAGUUUAAGGACCAACAACUGCCUGCAUUCACACAUAACCAUCCUGUGUAUGCACAAACUUUUAAUCAUGAACCACCAACUAGGGAAAAACCAUUUAACCCUAACACAAAACCGGUGUAUAGUUUGCAAGAACCAGUACCCCCAAAACAACAUAGUAAUAAUCGUCCAUUGUAUGUUCCUGCCGAUUACCACGAUAUUCCAAUAAACCAAGGAGAAAUACUAACAGGAGCAAUUCCUCAUGUUCAAAUCAAACAGUAUGAUCCCCCAGAUCAUCUGCAUGUAAACAUAAACAAUCAACAGCACGUUAACAUUGAACCACACCAUCAUGAAAUACCCAUAAAACAGUAUAAUGCUCAAGAACAUAUGCAUAUAAACAUAAACAAUCAACAACACGUUAAUAUUGAACCACACCAUCAUGAAAUACCCAUCAAACUACAAGAAGAAAUUCUAACUGGAGGAAAAUUGAAUAACAUCAAUGUUAAACCAUCAAUAAUCAACAAUGAGCAUUUUAUAUUGCCAGAAGUUAUCGAAAGGUCCACAGGUCAACCACUUUUAGUCAACAUUCAGCCGAGUCAAGUGGCUUUCGUGAAUAUACCAUACAACAGAACUACAGCAUUGAUAUAUGGUGGUUCCACAGAACCCCAUAGAAAUGGUCAAUAUUUUGAUGAUCCUUCACCAUAUCCACAACCAGAAUAUUCAGGAAUAGAGAUAAAUGAUCCAGUUUUACCAAUUGCUUCAAUCUACCAACCAGAUCUUCCCAAUCAAAAGCAAGUGAAAGGUGUGAUCAAAGUAGAAAAUCAAUUGAUCAGAAAUGAGCCUAUAAGUAGCGAGAAUCAGAAAGUUAAUGUUCAUAUACAACCAACAAAAAUUGAAUCGUUUAAUAUCAUUCAGGAAAAUCAAGUAGCCAAAACACCUCCUGUUUCCUACGGUUUAGUUCAUCACGGUGCUAACAUUGACGCACAUGUUAUCAACCACAAUGAUAUGUUUAGUAGUGUUUUACCUUCAAACGAUCAAAACAACAACAGAAAACCUUUUCCUCCAAAUCAGAACAUAGGAAAUAGUGAGAUUCCAGUUGAUCAGAAUGUUAUAAACUAUAGAAGACCAACACACAUACAUUCCAGACCAAUAUACAACCAAGAAGGUGUUGCUGAUCCUUUUGCCCACAGAUUACCAAAUGGGCCAGCUCCGCAAAGUCCCAAUAACAAGCACCCACAGUUACAGAAAUACAACAAUAAUAAAAAGAAUAUUUUGAGGCCAAAUUACAUAUCCCAAAAGCAACAACCUGAGAUAUCAGAGUUUAUGCUCCCACCUACAACACCCAGACUUCAGAAUAAACGACCAUAUGAUCAAAAACAAACUAGUAGACCCAUUUCUAUUCCAGUGGGUCCAGAAAAGCAACAAAGUCCAAAACUACCGCCAGAUUUUAAACCUUCCUAUCCCAUAUUUGAGGUGCACUUACCACCAAGUAAUGUAAAUCACCAACCUGUUCAGCCAAUACAGUCUAACCAUCCUCAGAAACCUGUUCAGUCGAUACAGUCCAACUAUCCUCACGAACCUGUUAAAAAAAUACAGUCCAACUAUCCUCAUGAACCUGUUCAAACAAUACAGUCCAACUAUCCCCAUGAACCUGUUCAAACAAUACAGUCCAACUAUCCCCAUGAACCUGUUCAAACAAUACAGUCCAACUAUCCUCAUGAACCUGUUCAACAAAUACAGUUCAAUCAUCCUCAUAAACCUGUUCAACCAAUUCAGUCGAACUAUCAUGAGAUCAACAUGAACCAAGAGGUUGGUAACCAUAAAGAAGAUGACUUAGAAAAUGAAGAUGGAGAAGUUGUGCAGGAAUCUAAUAGCAGACCAUUACUUCCUGGAGAAAUUCCUCAUGAGAUAGUCAAAAUGCAGUCUAGCUCAACAGAAAGACCUGAAUCAAGACCUGUCUUUACCGGACACACGCCAUUGAAACUACAAGACCAUGCUUCACAAAUACCAAAAGAAAAAGUUAUAUACAAUCAAACUACUAUAGGUAUAGAUCUUUUGCAUAGCAUAAACAACGCUUUUAAUGAAGUUAAUAAUGAAAAUAUAGACAAUUUAAAUGCUAUUCCAACUCAAGAUCAGAUAAUAUAUACAAUUUCUCAAAAACCUAUUGUUUUUAGAGACGAGGUGCCGAUACAUAACUUUGGUACAACUCAAAAACCUAUUGUCUUUAGAGACGAAAUACCAAUGCAUAACUUUGGUACAACUCAAAAACCAGUUCUUAUCUUUAUCGAUGAAGACGAGAAAACCAAAGAAACUUUCUUUAACAAAGAGAACAAAGAUAGACCGACUGUAACUUCACUACCUAUUAACACGUUUAAAGAAACCUUGUUCUCUUAUCCGAUCAAUAAAGACCGACCAACAGUAACUUCACUUCCUAUCAACAGAUUUAAAGAUUAUAACAGGGAAAACCCAAAAGCACCGUUGCAGAAUAUAAGUCCCUUUAAAGAAAAUAACUACAAAGAAAGACCAACAGUUACGUCAUUACCCAUCAACAACUUUAACGAGUACAAUAGAGAAAGACCAGUAACUUCUUCUCAAGGUAUAAACCUAUAUAACGAUAUCAAUCGAGAAAGACCGUCAAUUGGUUCUCAACCAAUCCAUAUAAAUACAACAAAGAAUACCUACAGAGAAAGACCAUCUGUUACAUCAUUACCAAUAAAUAACAACAGGGAGAAACCUCCAUACAAUUUUAACUCUUACAAAGACAGUAAUCUGGGAAGACCAACAUCUACCUCUCAACCUCCGCAUACAUUCAAAGAAAACACCUACAGAGAAAGACCAACAGUAACCUCACUACCUAUAAACAACUUUAAGGAGUACAACAGAGAAAAACCAAUUACCUCUCCUUAUAAUAUUAACAUCUACAAAGAUUAUCGUCGUCCAACUGCAUCACCUCGACCUGUUACUAACUAUAAAGAGUUUAACAACAGACCAGCUGUUACAUCGUUGCCUAUUGAUAAGUUCCAAAUAUUUAAUAACAGAGAAAGACCUCCUAUAACAUCUAUAGCUAGCGAUAAAGACCAAAUACUGAGAAUUGGUACUCAGACGGAAAAACCAUUCUCUGGAGUACCAUCAAAAACCAUAUCCUUCAACGAAAUUGUCAAAAAGGAUGUACUUCUGCCCAAACCAAGUAAGAACGCGAAUACACCGCGCACAACUAGUACUCCUCUAAGUACGGUUGAUAGGGAAUCACAAUUUAAUACUGGAGAAAUACCACUGAAUUACAACAACAGUAUAAAACAGAUAACUGACAUGGAAAUCAUGAAACCUCCACCUCCUCCUCAAGAUGUGUCGAAACAACCACCAAACAUUUACACUGCAGUACCUACAGACAAUCAGCAGCCAUUAUACACACCAAAUAUAUCAGAAGAAAUGGUACCACCACCACCACAACCACCACAAGAUACUCAGAAGGUUAUUGGUAUGGUACCACCUCCACUAACGUCGCCGAAAUUACCGCCAACUGUAACGACCCCCAAGUACUCAAUGGAAGUAGACGUUCCUAGUACAAAACCAACGACUAGUACUACCACUGAAGUUAACAGACAUAGAACCAGAAGGCCAUUCACCAGACGUCCCGGUUACAGAACAACAACGACAAUAAGUAGUACUAGUAGUACCACCACAACGCCAAGACGAAGACCAGUCUAUCCAGGUUACACGAACAAACCUACUGAAGAGACCAAAUCAACGACUCCUAAGACAACAAUCAGUCCAUCCCCAUCUAUAAAGAUUAAACCAUCUCUGGAGGUUAUUAUUGGUAACCCUACUUUAGAAUCUGAGCCAACAAAGUCGUCGUCUUCCACAGUAGAAUUAUCUUCAUCAGAAGCUUCGAUCUCAACCCAAAAGGUGCUUAGUGAACCAGAUCUUUUGGGUAUGGAAAGUGGAAUACCUGCUGAAAGUAUUGAUAGUAAUAAUGUGCCUGAUGUUGUAACACCAGGUGUUCAUCAUGCAGGAAACGAAAUAAAAGUUAUAUUAGAUGCAACUACACCUUUACCAUCAACGAUCAAAACUGUUUACAACGAAACAAAGAGUAAAGUACCUAUUCCUACAAGGUAUAUUACCCAUACCAAAACAGCUACAGUAACAAUCACUAAAACUACUGUCAUAAAGUCUCUUGGAAUCCCUUCAACGUUAACGAUACUAGUAACAAAAACAGAAAAGAUGACCAUUGUGGAUACUGUAACAGAAGUCCACACGCUUGUUAAACCAACAAGUAUUAUUGAGACUAUUACAACAACUGUAAAACAAGCUAGUUCUUUGUAUCCAGAUGACGCAUAUGGUAGUCCAUAUCCUUCAAUUCAAGUGAAACCGACACUUUUGGCACCAUUUUUGAAUUAUAACGAUACAGUAUAUGGAGAAAGCUCAGAAGAUAAUCUUGAAGACUUUAUCAUUCACGAAACUGAUCCGCCUAUACCAAAACAAAAAGAACCACAGGUGCAUCCAGAAGAUAACGACUCAUUUUUAGUGGUAAUGACAGAUAAAAAUACUAAGAGUAUUGUUAAAGUACCAGCAAGUUACGAACCUCCCGAAAGAGAUGAAGUUAUUACCACGAAUAAAGAUAAUAACGUACUCCUUGCAGGAAUACUACUUAAUCAUCCUGAGGAACAACAGGAAAAGGUUUUGGAUAGAUGCGAACCUGAAUGUAAAGCGUCCAGGAAUGAAUUGUGUCAAAAACUUGGAGGGCAUAUGAGGUGUAUAUGCCGUCCUGGGUUUGCCAGAAUGUUUCCAGAUAGACCUUGCCUACCUACGUAUACCUUCGACUUGAAGAUAACUCUAGACAGAAUCGGGAAAGAUCCUCUGCACUUUUACGAGGAUUUGAGAAAUACUAACUCAACAGAACAUUACAAGUUUGUUCAAGCAACUGGUGAAGCCUUGGAUAGAAUGGUAAUGCAAUCUGACUUGAGGGACAUCUUCCACGGUGUCAAAGUUCAUACAUUCGAACCAGCAACAAAAGGAAUAGUCAGCAAAUUUCAUUUACAACUUUCCGAAAACAUCGAGGAGCACAAACUGGAAGACGUACUUAAAACAUAUCUCCGGAAUAACAGCUUCAGUUUGGGCGGUACAGACAUCUUUGCCAGUCCACUGAUGGAGCUGGAAGCUCACGAUUUUAAUGAGUGCGCUCACACUAACCUUCACGAUUGCUCAGAAAACGCACAUUGCUUCAAUUUGAAGGGUACCUACUCGUGUAGCUGUAAAGAAGGUUUUUCGGACAUGUCUGAAAAUAUGCUGUAUCCUGGCAGAGUAUGUUCUGCUGAGCAAGUUGGGUGCGAAAAAUGCAACUACCACGGUACUUGUUACUCCAGAGGAGCUGACGAAGUACUAUGCGAGUGCUUCCAAUGGUACACUGGACAGUAUUGUCACAUUAAUCUAAAAGUUUUACUGAUAGCUCUGGUGACACUUGGAACCGUACUCUUUGGGCUACUGCUUACCUGUAUCAUUCUUACAUGUGUAAAGGGCAAACCAAGACCUGUAGGAGUAGCGGGAGGAAUCAGUAUAUUACCACAGGGAGCUUCAGCUAGAAGAAAUACCUUGGAUAGACGAGCGAUGAUUCAAGACACUAGCUCUGAAGAGGAUAACAAGUCAGAAACGUCGCGGUAUGUGAAGAAACAAAAGCCAGCUCCUCAAAAGAAAGCCUCAAAAGUGUCCCUUCAAGUGGCGGAACGAGGAGAGGGAGGAGCGACUAACCACGGUAUUACUUUCGACGACCAGAAAGACAGAUCUUUAACUGUCAUGAUCCCCCGAGCUAAGUACCACCCAGCGCCACAUACAUCUCCGUUAUCUAACUACACCACCUUUGACGUGAGGAAACCUUCAGUGCCGUCUAUACCCAACGAAGCCAAGUUGUUGAGUUUCCUGGACGCGGGCCCAUGUCCAAGCAAGUCUGAACCUGUGAGGAAAUUCAGCAACGCUCCCAGCGAGUCACUGAUAGAGGAAAAACCUAGCUCUAGAAAGACCUCUGGAGCUUUGAUUUCAGCUGGAUUUGAAGUUUCAGCCACGGUUGUGAACAAUAUGGGUACUUUGGGUACGACUUGCGGUACUGAAGCGGACAGAAGUGAGAACGCGACGCUUAUACAGAAAAUCAGCGCGGAUUUGUUGUCCAGCACUGGUACUAGGUCGCAAUUUAACACUCUGAGGAAAUCUUUGGUGGACGAUGAUCUGAAGAGUGAAAUCCACAUGGAUAGUGAAUCGAAUUGGUUGGAUAUGUUACCAAGAGUAAUGACGGUUUCUGAAGCGAGGUCUUAUGACGAAACUACAAUUCCACCUCCAAUGAAGUGUCUUCGGACAGACUACGAUUCAAAACCUUCUUCUCAGCAUCCUAACGAUGAGGCAAACACAAUGGCCGAAAGAGACUUAGGGUCUACAUUUAUGCUUCCACACACUCAUCUGUAUAAACCAGAUAGGGGAAGCGAUAUUUCAGGAUUCGAAUCGCUUUAGCAAAAACCACACAACAAAUUUUGCUACGGUGAUCGAUUCACUCAAAAAAAUGUGCCUUAAAAGUUUCGUGUCAGUGCCUGUGGUAUUUUAUUUAUUUAUAAACUGUUUUAUUUUAUUUUUAUCAUACAAUUGUUUUUAAACUAUCCCCUAUUGUAUAAAAUUGUAUUUUUAUAUAUAAUUUUUACUUUAGCCAUAACAUGUUUUGACUGUACAAAUGUGUGGGGAUUUUUGAACAAAAAAAACUACUGGAAUUUUAGAUUUGAAUGUUGAGAGAGGUAUAAGUGUAAAUAUGCCUUGCAAAAAUGUUAAAAUACUUUCAAAGACAAUUUUUAGGUUUUACAAUAAUUUAUUUCCUUGUUAAAACAGAUUCAAUUUUACGAUCAUCUGCAGAAAUUGUAUCAAAUUUGGCAAAGUCUAAGGUUUUUCAAAUAUACUAUACUAUUCGUAUUGAUUUGUAGGUUGUUUCUUAUAUUAAACAACGAAAAACUUAUUAGUGAAUGAUUUUAUUCUAAAUUUGAAGUAAAAUAUAUCAAAAUCUUGUUCCUACUUUUUUUGAUGCCUUAAAAGGUCUUACAGAUCGAUAAAAUAAGCCAAAGCAUAAAUAAAUAAAGGAGGGACUGUCCUGGUUUUUCAAUACAUCCAGAAUCAUCUCUAUAAAUAACUCAGUUCCUUCCUGAUCAUUUGCAGUUGCUCAAGAUGCUUUGUAGCUGCAUCUUUUUCCUCAUCCUUUACAGCUACUUAGAAUAAUCGAUGAUCCAACAGUUGUAAUCCUUUCGCAACCCAAGCUUUUGCUCAGAACAUUUUUAAGCAUAAAUCUGCUUAAAUUUUCUGAUCCCUUACAGUUACUUUACAGUGCCCAAAGUAGCAUUUCUUUCCUGAUCUUCUGUAGCCGUUUAAAACAUUUUACAGUUGAUUCUGCCUAAAUUUCCUGAUCCCUUGUAGCUAUGUUAAGUAGCCAUGUGUCCAAAGAUACGCUCUUUUCCUGAUCCUUUGUAGCUGCUCAAAACAACUGACGCAGUAGCUGCAAGUCUUUCCUCAUCCUUUGCAGCUGCUUAGAAUACUUAAUCUAUGGUAAACAAAGUAGUAAUCGUCUCCUAAUUUCAAGCAGUUGCUCAGAACAUUUUUACGCAUAAAUCCGUUUAAUUUCCUGAUCCCUUACCCUCUCCUCCCUUCCUGAACCUAACAUAUUUAAUGAUCCGGCUUGAAGGACCAUGUUGAGUCGUGGGACGAAACUGGUUAAUUAAGUAAAUUACGAGCAGUAGAAUAAAGUAUAAAAUGGCAAAUAAAGAUGUGUAUAGUUGGAAAUACGAAAACACUGGACUAGACUCUUAAAUUGUUAAAAAUUUGUAAAUAGAAGCGCACUCACUUGUAGUUAAUAAUCCUUUGCAACUGUUAUAGAAUGUAUAAAAAGUACAUAUUUCUGAUUAUUUGCAGUUGCUGCAAACUUGUGAUGUACCAAAACAAUUAUUAACUUUUACAAAUUAAAAAAAAUGAUCUACACAUCUCAAUUUAUGAUCUACAAUGAAGGGAAUAUUAUUUAGACGUGAAACUAUAAAGUUAUCUUUGAAAAUCUUCUAAAAUUCCAGAUAGUUUACUUUUUAAAUUAUAUUUCUGAUAGAGAAGUAAGAAUGAGCGUGUAAAUAUGGCGUGAAUGGUUUUAAAAUAUUUAUAUUAAGCAUAUUCUGGUCCUAAUAAUAAACAUUUUGUAUAUUCAUCAGGCAAGUUGAAGCAAAGUGCCAAAAAGACUAACUGUUUUUGUAUAUUUCCAUAUUUUUUUAUUAAAAUGUUUGUAAAGUAAUUAAAUAGUAUUACAAAGAGCAUAUUGGAACGUUUUUACGUGUUUUAUUUGUAAUAAUUACUUUCCAGAAAUAAAAGUUUUAAUUGUU
Diabrotica virgifera virgifera (western corn rootworm) is the source of this 12215-nucleotide messenger RNA. RefSeq lists its product as uncharacterized. Gene Ontology annotation, molecular function: calcium ion binding. The coding region runs from base 1 to 10329 and encodes 3442 amino acids. The record is from RefSeq and is a predicted model, not a curated record. The transcript has 14 exons. NCBI's taxonomy places the organism in Eukaryota, Metazoa, Arthropoda, Insecta, Coleoptera, Chrysomelidae.